Ilex paraguariensis (yerba mate) is the source of this 339-nucleotide messenger RNA. The record is from the annotation of a GenBank genome assembly. NCBI's taxonomy places the organism in Eukaryota, Viridiplantae, Streptophyta, Magnoliopsida, Aquifoliales, Aquifoliaceae.
AUGGGAAUGGGAAUGAUUGCUGUUUGGGUUUCAGCUUUGCUAUGUGGUGUUUCUGUGCUUUGUUCUUGUGGGAUUGUAAAUGGGUAUGUUCAAUACAAUACUGGAAGUGGCAUUGUUGGAGGAAAAUUGAAUGUCCAUUUGGUUCCCCAUUCGCACGAUGAUGUGGGUUGGUUGAAGACGGUUGAUCAGUAUUAUGUUGGAUCAAAUAACAGUAUUCAGGGUGCAUGUGUUGAGAAUGUGCUGGACUCGGUUGUUAUGUCAUUGGGCCGUGACCCGAAUAAGAAAUUUGUGUUUGCUGAAAUGGUAAACUAUAAAUAUUGUCAGAUUUUAAUCAUGUAA